GAGACUCACUUCCAAUGUUCUGUUUUCAUUGAUGGUUUUCAGUUGUAAAGUUAAUUAAAUCUGUUGAUCUUUCUGCUUAAUUUAAUUUAAUUGUUUCCACGAGAACUCAAUUAUCAUUUGUAUUGACAUCUUUUCUUUUUGAUUGACUGUGAAUUGUGACCCAUACCCAAUGUAUGAAAUAUAUUUGGACGAGUCAAAUGGCUCCAUUAGGGAGGAAGAUGAUGAUAUACCAAGUGAAGACAUAGUUGAUGUUAAAAUAGAUUCUUCUGGUAAGAUCUCUAAUGAUGCUAAUGAUUCUGAUAAAAAAGGUGAUUCAGAUUUGGAUAAAUCAAAAUCUAAAAGUUCUCCUGUUAAAGAAGAAACCAGAGACUCAAAAGAUGCUAAAGAUGGCAAAGAAACUAAGGAUGGUAAAGAUUCAAAAGAGACACGGAGCUCAAAAGACUCUAAAUCUUCAAGUAGUAAAGAUAAACAAUCUCAUAGUUUAACUUCAUCCGGAAGUAAUAAUGUUUGGGUUAGUGGACUGUCUAGUAGCACAAGAGCUGCUGCUUUACAAACAUUGUUCAAAAAAUAUGGUAAAGUUUUGAGUGCCAAGAUAAUUACCAAUCCUAGAAUCCCGGGGUCAAGAGCUCAUGGAUUCAUUACCUUAGAAAAUGCUGAACAAGCGGAGAAGUGUAUUCAAAAUCUCAACAAAACCGAAUUAGAUGGAAAAACAAUCUUUGUCAGCAAGAAUCGGCCUAGUGAGUCAAGCUCAAGCUCAAGCUCACGCCAUAAAUCCAGCACCAGUAGUUCCAGUAAGAAAGAUAAGCCAAAGGAGAAAGAUUCAAAGUCUAAAAGUGAUGAAAAUAAGGAUCCAGACAAGGAAAAAUCAAAAGAUGAUAGUAAGAAAAGUGAUGACAAAAGUUCUCAUGAUGAUGAUAAGAAGAAGAAAGAGAAAUCUGGUGACAAGGAUAAGGAGAAGGAGAAAGAUCGACCAAAAGAUCGUGAUAAGGAGAAAGAGAAGACCAAAAGCAGAGAAAAAGAUAAGGAUAAAGACAAAUCGAAAGAGAAAGAAAAGGAAAAGGAAAAGAAAAAAGAAGACGAUAAAGAUCAAUCCAAAGAAAAAUCUGACCGAGAUAAAGGUGGUGAAAAAGAAAAAUCGAAAGAAAAGGAUCGAAAAGAUGACAAAUCUAAAGAUGAUGAUAAAAAAGACGAAUCCAAGGAUGAUAAGAAUAAAAAAGAUCGACCCUCUAAAAGUACAAGUCGAAGUAGAAGUCGUGAUCGACGAGGAUCUCAAAGUCCUCCUAGAAAAUUAUUACGUAGACCAAUGGGUCGACGAAUGGGCCCUGGUUUCAUGGGGCGUCGAAUGAAUACCCGUGGAAGAUCAGCAAGUUCUCGUCCUAAUCCUGUUCUACUCAGACGAAUUGAAACUGAACGUGCUCAAAGGCGCAGAGAGCGAGAUCGUGAAAUCCUCGAGUCCAAAAGGCGACGCAUUGCGUUGAUUCGAACCCAAAGGGAGGUUGAACGUAAAGCUCAAGAAGAACGUGAUCGAUUAGAACGUGAGAUGGUUAAAUUGCGCAUUGAACGCGAGCGAUUGGAACGUGAAAAGGCUGAAUUGAUAAGGUUGGAGAGAGAAAAAGCACGUCUCGAGCGCGAACGUAUUGAACGAGAACGUGAAGAAUUGAGGAGAAAACAAUUCCAGUUACCUCAUCGUAUUGAUGAUAGUCCACGAGGACGAUCAGGUAUCAACAAGAGACCAUAUGAUUCCCGAGCUGAUCCCAGAGAAAUUGAUAUACAUUGGGAUGACCGUAAAAGGAUGUCGGCACCAUCACCAGUCACACCAUCAGGGCGAACCUCAUUUAACGGACCCGUUGCAUCUCGAAUGUCAGAUUUUGAUGCUCGACAUGGCCACAAUUCAACUCCAUACGAUAAUAAAGGAGCCAGUUAUCGUCGAAUCAAAUUGGAGAAUCUUUCCUCUGGAGGUGGUUUGAAAACUGAAUACGAUUCGAGAAGAGAUUCAGGUCGACAUGGUACUAGUGGUGGAGGUCAUGAUCGUGAUGAUAGACGAAGCACAGGAGGCUCUGGAAGUGGAUACUAUCGUGAUUCAGCUCGAAUGACCGGUGCAUCCAGAGAUCGUGAUAGAAGAGGAGGAGGAGGAGGAGGGGGAGGUCGAGAUGAUUGGAAAAGUUCACAUGAUAACCGUCGUGAUCGUUAUUUAGAUAAAGGAUUAUCGUCCAUGGGUACAAGUUACUCUGCUGGAGCCUCGUACUCAGGAGGAAGUGGCGGAGAUUGGGGAGGUGAACGAGGGUCAUCCAGUAUGUCCAAACUUUCAUAUCCAGCAGGACCUUCAGUUUCUGAAUCGCGAUCUCGAGGAGCAGGAAUGGGAUCAUCAAUGAUGACCGGAGGUGGAAAUCAAAUGGCUGAUCUUUAUGACAAUAGUUCAAGUAUGCCAAUGCCUGGGAUUUUGUCUCAUGGUGGAAUCGGGACAACUUCCGGAUUAAAUUCUGAUGAAAGACCUUACUUGCAUUCUGUUAGGCGAUUUUGAGCUAUUACUCUAAUUCUAUUUUUUUUUUCUUUCUACUUCUCUCUUUCUGUCUGUUUCUCUAUCUUUUUCUCUUAAUUAUUAACUCUCAUCACAAUUUCGUAAAAACAUUCAAACUUUUUUUUCUUUCGAAGACAUUAUACCCACACAACACACACACAUACACCGACACACACCCUCGAAUCUACAUAACAUCUUGAUUGUUGAUCACAAAUUUCAUGGAUGUUAAUCAGGAACCCUAAUCAUCGUCACAUUUAAUCUUAAUCUUGUGGACCUGAUCUUUAAUCAACUGAAUUGAAGACAAUUGAUUCCAGCCAAUGAGCGGAUUAUUAACUUUUUUUUUAACUGAUCUCCAUUUCUUGCCGUCUCAGAACAACAACAAUCUAACUGCAAUCGUGCUGAAUCAUUAAUCUCAAUUGUGACCAAUCCAUUAAUUCUGGAAGCAUGAAAAACAAAUACAUCAGAAAUCCUUGAAGAAAAUGAAAACCCACUGAACAAUUUAUCAAUUUUAAAUUAAUUGUACAAUCAUGUGAAGUUAUCAUUUUGUCUAUCACAUUGAUUGUUGUUAAUUAAUUAAUCAAAUACAAUUGUUCGGUGCAACAUUCUCUGAAUCAAGCAAACAAUUAACCAUUGACUGAAAAUCAAAUUAAUCAGCAGUGAAAAAAAAAUUUAGGCAAAAUUUAAACCAAUUUAAUCAAUUGAUCAUUUAUGAUUAUACAAAAAAGCAUGAAAAGCUUAAUCGUUUCAUGAUCGAUUUUCAAUCAAUAGAUUUUAGGAGACAAUGUGUAUAUAAGAAAUUAUAAUUUGUUUUAUAUCCUUUGCCUUUGUUGAUGAAAUUUGAGGAUAAAUUUCCAUCAACAAUUGUAAUUAAUCCUUUAAUUGCGAUUUACUGAUUGUCUUUAUAAGUAGAGCAAAAGGAAAACACUGAUUACAAUUAUCUCGUAAUCCUUUUCUUAAUCCACUUCUCUGGUAGUGGAAGUUGGAAAAUAAAUGAAAUUUGUGUUAA
Messenger RNA from Panonychus citri (citrus red mite), 3524 nucleotides. Its product is annotated as SAFB-like transcription modulator. Bases 170 to 2521 code for a protein of 783 amino acids. The transcript is spliced from 7 exons. Gene Ontology annotation, biological process: regulation of transcription by RNA polymerase II; regulation of mRNA processing. The record is from RefSeq and is a predicted model, not a curated record. Gene Ontology annotation, cellular component: nucleus. NCBI's taxonomy places the organism in Eukaryota, Metazoa, Arthropoda, Arachnida, Trombidiformes, Tetranychidae. Gene Ontology annotation, molecular function: sequence-specific DNA binding; RNA binding.